Molecule: messenger RNA, 1511 nt
Organism: Megachile rotundata (alfalfa leafcutting bee)
Lineage: Eukaryota; Metazoa; Arthropoda; Insecta; Hymenoptera; Megachilidae
Product: probable E3 ubiquitin ligase complex SCF subunit sconB
Source: RefSeq, a predicted model, not a curated record
UAUGUAAACUACAGUAAGCGAAGGAAUUUACAUUCCUUUAGACUUUUUGACUCUAGUACAAAUCUGGAUUCCCUAGAAAAAAUGGGAAACAAAAAAGAAGUCAGCUGAUAGCUCCAGAACCACAGAGUGUACCUACUCUUUACAUCUACUUAGAGUUAUAUCUACUCUUUGCUCUUAGGCUAACCAGAGUUAUCCUAAGAGUGGUUAAAAAUUGAUAAUAGCUUAGUAAAGUUAUAAAAAUUCGAAGUUAAUUAUUUCGAUAUAAUUCGAUUCAUCUUAUAAUUAAUUAUACUAAUAAAAUCAACUAUAUUAAUCCAUAAAAUCAAUAUUAAUUGAAUUUUCAUGGAAACGGACAACUGGCGGCAUCUCUCAGACAAGUAGGGUGAACUACACACUUUUGAAACUAUAUUUUAGUUUUCUUCACGCGCGUUUAAUGCAUGAUUCCAGCAAACUUGCAUGGUACAUUUAGCACGCGCAUAUGUCUUCGUUCCAAUAAUACGACAUUUGACUGCUAGAUGGCAACAGCGGCACUGUUUCCAGCUCGUGCGCGCUAAUAUAUAAAUUUCAAAAUGCAUGUAGCAAUGAAACUCUUAAAAUGCUUACAACUUUUGAAAUUAAUCACUCCACCAUUUACUGUUGCUCAUUGCUCAUUACAAAAACCAGUGUGCUUUUAAAAGCAUUUAUUUGCGGAAAAGUUAUCAUUGAUAUUUUCCUGCCAAUUGAUACAAUAUGUGAUGGAGAUCCUUUCUUUUGACCACCACUUUUCUUUAAAUAAGACAAAUUUGCAAUUGAUGUAUAAGUUACAUUGGGAAAGACAUAUGGAGAUUUACGCGUUGCCAUAAUAUUAAUAAUAAAAUUUCUACAUAGAUGUUUUCAAAUUGUACUUGUAAUUUCUAGAAUAAUUUACUGUUAUAUAAUCAACGGACCGUAAAUAUAGAGCAGUCAUUCAGGCACUUCUGCUAAUACAAGCAACAUGGAGUUCUUCAGAUCCUUCCUUCGCGUCAUUGGACUGCUACAACCUGCCAAGGUGGAUUUCAUUUCUGAACUUCCACCCGAGGUAUCGCAGCUAAUUUUACGCAAGUUGGAUCCUGAGUCCUUGUUGAAUGUAGCACAAGUAUCACAAAAAUGGCUUGGAGUUUGCAGAGCUGACAAGAAGCUGAGGCAAACUGCGAGGCGUCACCUGCGCCACGAAGAGCGGCAAAGGAGAAUCGAGUUUUUGGGAGAGGAGGCUCUUGAAAAUCCUAGGAUUCGAGUUCCAAGGACUCGGGUUCCAAAGGAACCGUCCUCAAGGUACAAGAGAAUUCCUUUUGCUAGGUACGAGGCUGCUGUUGUGAUGGGGAGGGUGGAUCCUCGUCCACUUUCCUCAAAACAAGGUAAGGGGAGAGUAGCACCGGUAGAGUUAAGGUCAUCUAGAUGUAUUAGAUUAUAGUUUUAAUAAAGUCCCUUAUUCCAUUUAGCUUAGUUUAGUAAUAACUUAUAUUCAGUUUAAAUUAUAUCUCAUGACACCCUUG